This is a messenger RNA of Vicia villosa (hairy vetch), 845 nucleotides long. Its product is annotated as transcription factor MYB13-like. Bases 1 to 552 code for a protein of 183 amino acids. The transcript is spliced from 3 exons. The record is from RefSeq and is a predicted model, not a curated record. Lineage: Eukaryota; Viridiplantae; Streptophyta; Magnoliopsida; Fabales; Fabaceae.
AUGGCCAAGAGGCUAUGUUGUGAAAGCAUGGGAAUGAGGAAAGGACCAUGGAGUGCUGAAGAAGAUCAUAUACUCAUUUCUCAUAUUCAAACACAUGGCCAUGCAAACUGGCGCGCCCUUCCUAAACAAGCCGGAUUGCUAAGAUGUGGUAAGAGUUGUAGGCUUCGUUGGAUAAACUAUUUGAGACCAGAUAUCAAAGGAGGAAAAUUCAGCGAGGAAGAACAAGAUUCCAUCUUAAAGCUACAUCAAAUUCUUGGAAAUAAAUGGUCUACUAUUGCAGCAAGAUUACCAGGAAGAACGGAUAAUGAAGUAAAGAAUUUUUGGAAUACACAUUUGAAGAAAAGGGUUCAAAAUGCCAAUAUUUCUAACUAUUCAUAUACUACUUUGCAAGAGGCACAGGCAAGUGACGGUUCUAGUAGUUUAGCCUCAAAUAAGGAUCCAUCUAUUGUUUCUUGUGAUACUAAUUUAGAACAAAGUAUGGGAAAUCAUGGUUCAUGUCAGAUAAGUGAAGAAAUGGAGUUUUGGUAUAAUGUAUUCAUCAAAUCAGGAUAGACAUCAUCACUAAAUGGAAAUCUAGGAUACUGUCUCAUGUGUACUUCUUUUUAUUUGCAAAUGUUCAUUUUCUAGGUAGAGUUAGUUUGGUGGUGCAAAUUGUAAGAGGAAAGAUAGAGUUAGUUUUGUAACGGAUUUUUGUUUUUUUUAGUGUCUUAGAUUUAAAGUCCCACAACCUAAUUUGCUCGCCUAUACAAAAUUGUGUUAAUUACUAGCUAUGGAUUUUUGCAGAUGAUACAAAAAUUAUUGGAGAAGAGAGUUGGAAUAAUUUUUGGUAUAUGAAGUCUAUAUUA